GUGAUGUGGUAGUGCCAAAGAAAGGAAAAGCCCCAGGCAUGAAAAUCUAUCACAGGUUUCAUUUUACAUCUGCGUUGAAGCGCAUGACUGUCAUUGCCGGUUACCAAGAAACGCCCUCGAUCCACUUCAUUUCUGUUACAAAGGGAGCUCCCGAAAUCUUGAAGCCAAUGUUUUUGAAUCCGCCAGCCGACUACGACGAAGUGUAUCUGGAGCAUGCGAGACGAGGUGCGCGAGUUUUGGCCUUGGGGCGGAAGAACCUCGGCGUGUUGACAUCUGCUGAGGUUGUUCGAGAGAUGGCGCGAGAAACUGCCGAAUCUGAAAUAGAGUUCCGCGGAUUUCUCAUCAUUUCGUGUCCCUUGAAACCCGACUCGAAAGCGAACAUCAAGGACAUACUAGUUUCCUCGCAUGCG
Molecule: messenger RNA, 410 nt
Organism: Notodromas monacha
Lineage: Eukaryota; Metazoa; Arthropoda; Ostracoda; Podocopida; Cyprididae
Source: the annotation of a GenBank genome assembly